AUGUCUACAUUCAUCGUACACCGCUUCCGCUUCUCACUGUCACGACGCGCCCUACAUACGACUGCAAUCCGGUAUGUCGACCGUCCAACGGCAUUCACGAACAUGCUUGCAGGGGAUGUUCCGCCCCCUGUGCAAGUUAGUUCUAUAACGUCGGCAGGUAUCCAGCUAGCAGACGGGCUUGUCCUUCCAUCUGCGUCCAUCUUCCUGGACGGCAAGGUCUUUUUGUGGAAUGUUCCCUCGCAUCUAUGGGAUGGCUGGGGUCGCGAGCAUCUGAGUGUAUUUGAGACUGUUGUCCCGAAACCAGAAAUAUUGGUGUUUGGCACUGGGAGACGGAUGGAGCUUCCGCCUCCGAGUAUAAGAGGCUACCUGAAGGAGAUGGGAAUACAACUUGACAUCAUGGAUACGAGAAACGCGUGCUCGACGUAUAACUUGCUCGCGGAAGAGGGUCGGCGGGUAGCCGCUGCAUUGCUCCCAUACACCCCGCGCCCAUGGCGGUCAUAA
Suillus subalutaceus is the source of this 501-nucleotide messenger RNA. RefSeq names its product NADH dehydrogenase 1 alpha subcomplex assembly factor 3. Gene Ontology annotation, cellular component: mitochondrial inner membrane. The transcript has 3 exons. Bases 1 to 501 code for a protein of 166 amino acids. The record is from RefSeq and is a predicted model, not a curated record. Gene Ontology annotation, biological process: mitochondrial respiratory chain complex I assembly. NCBI's taxonomy places the organism in Eukaryota, Fungi, Basidiomycota, Agaricomycetes, Boletales, Suillaceae.